CGGGCAGUAAACAAUACCAACUGGUGGGCAUAAAUGUGAAAGUGAAAGUAGUUUUUGAUGUAUAAAAUAUACAGACACAGACAUAACUGCACACAGAAGGAGAGAGAACACAGCAACACUGAAGGUCUGAGUCAGACUGAAACAUGGGUUCUUUACUGUCUAAAGCUGAAUUUGCCACCGUUUUGGCCGAUCAGAAGGUGAACUUUGGAGAUGAAAUCGUUCUUGUGUGUGAGGCAAAGACAGAAGACCUAACAGCAACCUGGCAGAAGAAUGGCCAGAAGCUGGACUGUGUUCAUGAUAAACACAUUGUGGAAAAAAGGGGGAAUCUGUUCAGUUUGAGAAUAAAGAAAGCUGACGAACAAGAUGAAGGGAUGUACACCAUAACCCUGAAGGACAAACAGAAAGAUGCCUCCUGCUCUGCCCAGGUCACUGUUGAACUCAAGGAAUGGAGGAAGGUGGAAUGGAAUCAAGACAUAAUGAUCAGAGAACUGAGGGACUUUAACAUUCGUAGAGAGGAAGUCGAACAGCUAAACUUCCUUCUGUAUGGACCAGUUGGAGCAGGGAAAUCCAGCGUCAUCAACACCAUCAAAACCAUUUUUGAAAGACGACUGUAUAUCAAUUGCCUGGCUGCUGAGGGUUCUACCAGUCAAACCAUAUACUAUAAAAAAUGUGAAGUUGGAAACUCAAAAGAUGGAUUCCUCCCUUUCAUCUUCAAUGACAUCAUGGGUGUAGAGGAAGGAGACCAGAGUGGGGUGCACACUGAUGACAUCAUCAGUGCAUUAAAGGGACACGUGAAAGAGGGUUACCCGUUCAACCCCAACAGCCCACUGACUGAACUCAACCACUAUUACCUCAAAAAUCCCAGCAUAAGUGACAGAAUCCACUGCCUGGUGUGCGUUAUCCAAGCAGACAAGAUUUCCAUGAUGGAUGAAGACACCAUCCAAAAAAUGCAGAGAGUACGAGAAGAAGCAAAGAAAAUAGCGCUCCCUCACGUGAUUUUGAUGACCAGAGUGGACACGACCUGUGAAAUGACAAAGAAGGAUCUGCGCAGUGUUUACAAAAGCAAGAGGAUCAACAAGAAAAUGGAAGAAUGCAGAGUUGCACUGGGUGUCCAGAAGUCUUGUAUCUUCCCUGUGAAGAACUAUUACGAGGAGAAAGACAUCAAGGAGGACAUAAACUGCCUGAUGCUGGACGCCUUAACCAAGAUUGUGCACUGGGCUGACGACUAUGUAGCCGAAUAUUCCAGCUAAGUCUUCUGAACACUGAAAUAUUAAUAUAUCACACUGAUAUAUUAAGAAUUGUGCUGUUCAUAAUUCAUUUCAGUGUUAAUUUAUCAUCAAUAACCCAUUUUUGUCUCUACAAAUUCACAUAUAUGCAACUUAUUUCUUUGUUUUCAUGCUAUGGAUAGUUUUUAUUUUUAUUUUUGAGGCUCUAACCAACAUUAGACACAGGUCCAGUUAAUAUGGUGCCACACAGAAGUUUACCGCAUUUUCCGCACUAUAAGACGCACUUAAAAUCCUUUAAUUUUCCUUUAAUUCUAUCAGUCAGGUAUUAAGGUAAAAGUACAAUGCUAAAGUACAGAGUUAUACAGGAGUUUCAGUUUAGUUCUUCAGCACUGAGGCUGGAGCAGUAUUAGCAUUAGCUGCUAACUGCUAUUUCCCCAUUCAGAGGUAUUACCAGCCUGUUGCCUGCUGCUAACCCCGGCUAGCACUGCUGGAGCAGCAUUAGCAUUACCCGCUAGUGGUUAGCUGCUAAUGCUAAUGCUCCAGCUUUAGUGGAAAUCUAAGCUUACUGUAAAUAAAUGGAAGUGCUUUACUCACCCAAAUAAACUGAUUUCAGGAGACAAAUCUGCAUUCUGCAAUGUUUUUUUUUUUUUAAAGAAUUACAGUUUUGUUUACUUAGCUUAGCUUAGCAUACCUGAAUUAGAAGGUAAACAUGGUGACACCCCUGUUCCUUACUAGUGUCGCAUAAUGCGCCUUAUAAUCCAGUGCACCUUAUAGUGCGAAAAAUAACGUAAUCUUUUUGUGUUGUGCGUGAAAGCUAUUUAGCUGUGCUGUCAGUAACUGCAUAAGGUUAAAUAAACUGUUGGAAUCCCUAACUCAACUAACUCAAAGUAGUUAUAGUAAUGUUAGGUAAUAUCCUAUUUUACAUAAAGCAGACUUAAUCUGUUUGAGUUUAAAGUAAAUUAAAAUUGUGGGAUUACAGUGUAACCAGUAAAAGCUGUUGAAAGAAUGAUUAUAUUCGAUUUUGCAGGGAUCUAUCUAUCUAUCUAUCUAUCUAUCUAUCUAUCUAUCUAUCUAUCUAUCUAUCUAUCAUAUUUUAUGCCAUUUCCAUGCUGAAAAAUAUAUAAUAAUAAUAAAUACAUUGAAUGUGUCACUUUGUGGCUCUUCUACUAUCUCUGUCAAUGUUCUGGACUACAAUACCCAAGAUUCCACUUACACACAUUACAGUCACAUGCCCUCAGUCAGCCAAUCUGAGACGCUCCUUCUCACCUGAAUACUGAUUUCCUACACCUGUGUUCACUUCCUGUU
Messenger RNA from Astyanax mexicanus (Mexican tetra), 2531 nucleotides. Its product is annotated as interferon-induced protein 44. The transcript is spliced from 9 exons. Lineage: Eukaryota; Metazoa; Chordata; Actinopteri; Characiformes; Acestrorhamphidae. Bases 144 to 1250 code for a protein of 368 amino acids. The record is from RefSeq and is a predicted model, not a curated record.